AUGUCCACCGCCGAAGAGCUCUUGCGGGAUUUCGAAUCGGACGAUGAAGAUCUCCAGGAUGUUCAGCAAGAAGAGGGAGGAGGCGAGGAGGAGAUGAUUGACGAGGAAGAGGAGCAUCGACAGCAGACCGGGCCUGAGGUCACCAACGAGUUCGAGGUGGCCCUGUCAACCGGAGACGAACUGACGCGACUACACAAAGUGUUACGAGACCACUACUCGAUCCGAUUUCCAGAACUGGAGACCCUCGUGACGAACUCGAUCGACUAUGCAAAGACCGUUGCUAUCCUGAAAAAUGGCCCCCUCAACGACAUCAAAGCACUGUCGUCAUCGGCGGACAACAUGGUCGGCACGCCUCUUAAAUCGAUUCUGGAUGGUCCGUCUCUGAUGGUGGUUGCCGUGGAAGGUACUACGACUCGAGGACGUGAGAUGACCCCGGCGGAGUUGAAGACGGUGCUUGAUACUUGCGAGAGAAUUCUGAAGCUGGAUCGAGAGCGCACCGCUCUUACGCAAAGCAUCCAGUCGCGCAUGAACCAGAUCGCUCCCAACCUGGCAGCGCUGAUCGGACCGGAAACGGCCGCUCAGUUCCUGAACCAAACGGGUGGACUACGCGAGCUGGCCAAGAUCCCCGCGUGUAAUUUGGGCGCUCAGGGUAACAAAAGAAAGGAAGGGCUCGGCUUUGCUACGAACAUCGGCAUCCGAUCGCAGGGAUUUCUCUACGAGUCCCCGCUGAUCCAAGACAUCCCGAACGACCUGAAGCGACAGGCCAUCCGCAUUGUGGCCGCCAAGAUGGUUCUCGCUACGCGGGCAGACGUUUCUAACUUCAGCCCCGACGGGUCACUGGGCGAGGAUUUGAAACAGCAGUGUUUCCAGCGGCUGGAGAAACUGACGGAGCCGCCGCCAAACUCCGGGACCAAGGCACUUCCCGCUCCGGAUGAUAAGCCGUCCCGCAAGAGAGGUGGACGACGGGCUCGCAAGGCCAAGGAGGCCGUGGCCAUGACCGAAAUCCGCAAGGCCCAGAAUCGCGUUGCGUUUGGCAAGGAAGAAGCGGAGGUUGGGUACGGCACGGGCGAGGGUACCGUCGGUCUGGGUAUGCUGGGUCAACAGAAUGACGGGCGGAUUCGCGCCACGCAAAUCGACCAGAGAACCCGGGCCAAGCUGAGCAAGUCCAACAAGGGAUGGGGCACCGCGACGCCUGCCAGCGGCACCGCGUCGUCUCUGCGUGGCUUCGGACAGGGCGGUCUGGGAGGCACGGCCAGCGUUCUCCAGGCGAAGGGUCUCCGAAGCUCUGGCAUCGGCACCUCGUUGGGCGCAGGAUCGGCCGGUACCGCCAGUACCAUUGCGUUCACUCCCGUGCAAGGCCUUGAGCUGGUUGAUCCGAAGGUCCAGGCCGAGAUGAGCCGCAAACGCAAGGCGGAAGAGGACCGAUGGUUCAAGUCCGGCACCUUUACGCAGGUCGGAGGCAACCAAAACAACGGCAACAACAACAACAACCAGACGGACAGCGCCGGCUUCAAAGUGCCGGCUUUGCCUGCCAAGAAAAAAGUCGACACGGGCGAGGGUAAAAUGGCACCGCCUCCGCCGCCCCUCAAGCGAUAA
Aspergillus steynii IBT 23096 is the source of this 1596-nucleotide messenger RNA. RefSeq names its product U4/U6-U5 snRNP complex subunit PRP31. The coding region runs from base 1 to 1596 and encodes 531 amino acids. The transcript has a single exon. Lineage: Eukaryota; Fungi; Ascomycota; Eurotiomycetes; Eurotiales; Aspergillaceae. The record is from RefSeq and is a predicted model, not a curated record. Gene Ontology annotation, cellular component: U4 snRNP; U4/U6 x U5 tri-snRNP complex; precatalytic spliceosome. Gene Ontology annotation, biological process: mRNA splicing, via spliceosome; spliceosomal tri-snRNP complex assembly.